This is a messenger RNA of Necator americanus (New World hookworm), 1233 nucleotides long. RefSeq lists its product as uncharacterized. Gene Ontology annotation, biological process: chloride transmembrane transport; nervous system process; chemical synaptic transmission. Bases 1 to 1233 code for a protein of 410 amino acids. Gene Ontology annotation, cellular component: synapse; plasma membrane; neuron projection. Lineage: Eukaryota; Metazoa; Nematoda; Chromadorea; Rhabditida; Ancylostomatidae. Gene Ontology annotation, molecular function: transmembrane signaling receptor activity; transmitter-gated monoatomic ion channel activity involved in regulation of postsynaptic membrane potential; excitatory extracellular ligand-gated monoatomic ion channel activity. The transcript is spliced from 12 exons. The record is from RefSeq and is a predicted model, not a curated record.
AUGGAAGAAUUACUGGCGCCCGCUCGACCAGUUCGAAGAUCAACGGGAGUCAAGGAACUGUUCUCCGAUUCCUAUGACAAAAACAAUCUUCCCAGCUCUAACUCAACAGAGGUUAUUGUGGAGCUUACCGUCCAAUCCAUAACAGAGAUUAGUGAAUUCUCCAGCAGCUUCAAGGCAGACGUAUGGUUCUCCCAGAUUUGGAGAGAUCCUCGACUUGAUUUCACCGACCGCAACUACUGCAUCAAAAAUAUUUCAUUAGCUGCUCAUAAAUUGCAGCAACUAUGGUCUCCCAAUGUUUGUUUCGUGAACAGCAAGAAGGUGGAAAUCCAUUCUUCUCCAUCCCAAAACAUUUUAUUGCUGGUGUUCCCUAACGGGACAGUAUGGCUCAAUUUUCGUGUUUCAUUGGUUGGUCCGUGCAAGCUCGACCUUACAUACUUUCCCAUGGACCGGCAGUCUUGUAACUUAGUGUUUGAGAGCUAUUCGUUUAAUACUGCGGAAGUUCGAAUAAUUUGGAGAGACUGGGACCCUGUUUCAAUCCCUGAUCCUAGCUCAAAAAAUCUUCCUGAUUUUGAGCUUGUGCAGUUCAUGCAUCGCAAUGCAACUCUUGUUUAUACUGCUGGUUUGUGGGAUCAGUUGGAAGUUGAGUUUACUUUCAGAAGAUUGUAUGGGUACUACGUUCUUCAGGCCUACAUGCCCACAUAUCUCUCCGUGUUCAUAUCGUGGAUAGCCUUUUGGAUCGACACGAAGGCUUUACCUGCAAGAAUAACUCUUGGUGUGUCUUCUCUAAUGGCACUGACAUUCCAGUUUGGAAACAUUGUCAAAAAUCUUCCCCGAGUCAGUUACGUAAAGGCCCUCGACAUUUGGAUGUUCGGCUGCGUUGGAUUCAUCUUUCUUUCACUUGUUGAGCUGGCUAUCGUUGGUUUUGUGGACAAACUGGAUGCGAAAAAGAAAAAACAUAAUCGGAACUUGGACCAAUCACUAAUGCAAAGGAACUCUGAACAGCAAUGGUUAUCGAGACUUCAGAGAAAUCAUUUCUCCGAAACUGGAGGAAAGAAUGUUCUCAUUCCAGUAGUACCAUCACUGAUCGGAGAUGUUGGAAAUUCAGAGAGAAUGCGUCCAGGUGAAGGUUGCUGGAAGCAACCUCGAGUAGAAGGUCCCAUUUCUGUCAAUGGCGAACGAAUUGAUGAAUUACCUGUAUCAACAGGCGAAGAUCUCAACAGCUCCUCCUUAUAA